AUGUUGCAUUUUAAAGCCAAAUUAGCAAAAAACACCUCUAAAUCAAAAGAAAUCGGGAACAAAUAUAUUAGAUCUGCCAAAUAUAUUUUAUUUCUUACAAAUACAACUAAUCCAAGUCCAAUAAACUCAGUUAGUUCCAGUUAUUUAGAGGAUUUUAUCAUACACGUUCGCCUAUAUGAAACACUAUAA
Theileria orientalis strain Shintoku is the source of this 189-nucleotide messenger RNA. RefSeq lists its product as hypothetical. NCBI's taxonomy places the organism in Eukaryota, Apicomplexa, Aconoidasida, Piroplasmida, Theileriidae. Bases 1 to 189 code for a protein of 62 amino acids. The record is from RefSeq and is a predicted model, not a curated record. The transcript has 2 exons.